Messenger RNA from Python bivittatus (Burmese python), 1980 nucleotides. The record is from RefSeq and is a predicted model, not a curated record. Lineage: Eukaryota; Metazoa; Chordata; Lepidosauria; Squamata; Pythonidae.
UCGGCGGCGGGCGCCGCCAGGGAAGGAGGCAAGAGGCGGAGCGCCCGGAAGAUGCGGGGGAAGCUGAAGGUCAAGAUCGUGGCGGGGCGGCACCUGCCCGUCAUGGACCGAGCCAGCGACCUGACGGACGCCUUCGUGGAGGUAAAGUUUGGAAACACCACAUUUAAGACAGAUGUCUAUCCCAAAUCCCUCAAUCCUCAGUGGAAUUCAGAGUGGUUUAAAUUUGAGGUGGAUGAUGAAGAUCUACAAGAUGAGCCUCUACAGAUAACUGUCCUUGAUCAUGAUACUUAUAGUGCUAAUGAUGCCAUUGGAAAAGUUUACAUUGAUAUUGACCCUCUGCUCUACAGCGAAGCAGCUACAGUUAUUUCUGGCUGGUUUCCAAUUUAUGACACAAUACAUGGUAUACGUGGAGAGAUCAAUGUGAUGGUGAAGGUAGACCUUUUUAAUGAUUUAAAUCGCUUUAGACAAUCAUCAUGUGGAGUAAAAUUUUUCUGCACCACGUCUAUUCCAAAGUGCUAUAAAGCUGUAAUUAUUCAUGGAUUUGUAGAAGAACUUGUGGUUAAUGAAGAUCCAGAAUAUCAAUGGAUAGACCGAAUCCGUACACCAAGAGCAUCAAAUGAGGCCAGGCAGCGCCUUAUUUCAUUAAUGUCAGGGGAACUGCAAAGGAAGAUUGGCUUAAAGGUACUAGAAAUGAGAGGAAAUGCAGUGGUUGGCUAUUUGCAGUGUUUCGAUCUGGAGGGAGAAUCUGGACUAGUAGUACGAGCCAUAGGAACAGCCUGUACCUUGGACAAAUUAAGUAACACACCUGUAUUCUUACCUGCAUGUAAUUCCCCAUCCAAGGAAAUAAAGGAGAUUCCUUUCAAUGAAGAUCCCAACCCCAAUCCUCAUUCAUCAGGACCCUCCACCCCUCUGAAAAACCAAAUCUAUUCCUUUUCACCUUCCAAGUCCUACAGUCGACAGUCCUCUUCUUCUGAUACAGAUUUGAGUUUGACACCUAAAACUGCACUUUACCCAUGGGGACCCAGGAUUUUCCUGUUUCCCAGUUCCCCAACAUUAUCUUGUGGUUCCCCACAACUUACACAGCCCCGUCUCCUUUGCUCUGGGUCUAGCUCUAACCCUCUUCGCUCUAGCCAUAUGAACCCAGUUCUGAGGAAAAGUAUUUCUUUCACUGAAGAGCUGCUUCUGGCUGCUUCGGGAAUGGGAAGUGGUAGUGCUGGAAAAGAAGGGGGGCCAUUAAAAGCUCUAUUAAGACAACAAACUCAGUCAGCUCUGGAGCAAAGGGAAUUUCCUUUUUUUACUUUGACGGCGUUUCCUCCAGGCUUCCUUCUCCACGUUGGUGGUGUUGUCAGUGCCCGCUCUGUGAAACUCUUGGAUCGUAUCCACAAUCCUGAUGAUCCAGAAACACGGGAUGCCUGGUGGGCAGAAAUCCGACAAGAAAUCAAAUCCCAUGCAAAGGCUUUGGGCUGUCACGCCGUAGUGGGCUACAGUGAAUCAACUAGCAUUUGUGAAGAGGUCUGUAUUUUGUCUGCAUCGGGCACAGCAGCUGUGCUGAACCCCAGGUUUCUCCAGGAUGGAAACAUGGAAGUCUGUUUGGAACAAAGGUUAGAGGAAACCUUACCUCCUGCUUGUGGCUUCUGCCACAUACCAUACGAUGAGCUCAACAUGCCGUUCCCUGCUCGCCUAGCUUAUUGCUGCAGCUGCAGGAAGCAGAAAGUGCCAGAUGUUCUUUUCACGACAAUAGACUUGCCCAUGGAUGCGGUGGUGUUUGGGAAAGGAUGUCUCAUUCAAGCCAGGCUGUGCCGGCUGAAAAAGAAAACUCAAGCUGAAGCAAAUGCAACUUCCAUCAGUAAUCUGCUGCCAUUUAUGGAGUACGAAGUACACACUCAGUUGAUGAAUAAGCUGAAAUUGAAGGGGAUGAAUGCCCUUUUUGGCCUACGGAUACAGAUCACAGUGGGAGAAACAAUGCUCAUGGGCUUGGCA